AUGAAAGAUGAAGCCGGCUCGACCAGUAUCGGCAUACAACAUCACUCCCUCAACAUCAUUAUCUUUGUCGGGUUAAAGGAUCGGCUUAAGGUUCCGGAUGUAUGGGAAGCGCGUGUAAUAUUUCUGGGUGCUCUUUCUGCGUGUGAUAUCCAACUAUUGUACGGUACUCUGCAGAAGUCUGCCUUUGCGCGACCUGAUGUAUCCCACAGGAAUGUUGGAAGUUUCAGCCCUUCACUUCCACGCCCUCAAUUCCGCACUUUCACUUUCAGUCAGCUUUAUUUGUCAGGUGGUCCUGAGCUUCAACACACACAAAAAUUGACGAUGAACCAAAAGACUUGCCUGCAUCGAGAAAGUGUCGAUGGGAAAUGA
Molecule: messenger RNA, 369 nt
Organism: Pseudocercospora fijiensis CIRAD86
Lineage: Eukaryota; Fungi; Ascomycota; Dothideomycetes; Mycosphaerellales; Mycosphaerellaceae
Exons: 4
Coding region: 1-369 (122 amino acids)
Source: RefSeq, a predicted model, not a curated record